UGAUGUUUAAUUUGAGUGCGGCUGCGCGCUGCUGCUGACGCGACUUGGUAGUGGUAAAAAAAAAAAAAGAUAGCCGGAAUCCUCUGGCGUUAGCUAGCUGGCGAUAAUUUCCAAAUUGAAUUGUUUGCCUAAGCGUCGUGUUAUUUGAGGGGUUAGGAGGCACGCGAAUGAUAGAAAUUCUGAGAAUCUCAACCGACCUGUCCCGUAUGUGAUCGCCCUUCCUCCUCGUCGGACGCUGCCAGCGAGGGCCAAGGAACUAAAUAGCAUAUCGCCAUUAUAUGAUCCAGUAUCCAGCGUCACUUUUACCCUCCAUGUGGGUGAGGGAGCUGUGUGUGUCAGAUUAUGGCGAGAAAAACAGUUAGCAGGAAAAGGAAGGCAGGAGAGCCCAAAGACCAACAACAGCUGGGCUGGUGUCAGGCACCACACAAGCGGAGUCGUGUUUCUUGUUCAUCACGUCAUGCCCAGCAGUGGUGGUGCAGCCGGCGCUCUGUGGUAUGUGCCCUCCGGGGGCGAGAGUUCAGGCCUCAGCAGCAGCACGAGUUGAGGCUCCAGCGGAGCCUGCGUGGCUUUGCAGCCGGCAGGCUCCCUGGGAUCCUGAAGGAGAGGGAAUUUUCUCUGGGACGACUCAACAAGGUGUUUGCUUCGCAGUGGCUCAACCACCGGCAGGUGGUGUGUGGGACCAAGUGUAACACGCUCUUUGUAACUGACGUCCUGACGGGACAGAUAACGCGCAUUCCAAUGCUGAAGGACAGGGAGUGUCGUGACGGAGGCUCCGGGGUGGUGGGUACGGUGGCGGCAGGGCGGCAUUACCACCCCACGGGAGGCUCCCGUCCCCGGCUGGACCAGCAGGGCUGUGGAAUCCACGCCAUUGAACUCAACCCCUCGAGAACGCUGCUCGCCACUGGAGGAGACAACCCCAACAGCCUCGCCAUUUACCAGCUGCCCACGCUGGACCCCGUUUGUGUUGGAGAUGAUGGCCACAAUGACUGGAUAUUCUCCAUAGCAUGGAUCAGUGACAACAUGGCGGUUUCUGGUUCCAGAGAUGGUUCCAUGGGCCUCUGGGAGAUAACGGAGGAGGUCAUGAGCCAGGCUGAAAGGAGUCAGAAUGAAGAGACGGUACCGUCUUACGCCCACAUCUCCCACCGUGCCCUCAAGGACAUCCCAAAGGAGUACACCAACCCGUACAACUGUAAAGUCCGUGCUCUGGCCUUCAACAACAACCACAAAGAACUUGGUGCUGUGUCUUUGGACGGCUAUUUCCACCUCUGGAAAGCUGAACAUAACUUGUGCAAGAUACUGUCCACCAAGUUGCCUCACUGCAAAGAGAAUGUGUGUCUGGCGUAUGGACAGGACUGGUCAGUGUACGCUGUGGGUUCUCAGGCCCACGUUUCCUUUCUGGAUCCACGGCAGCCUACACACAGCAUUAAGUCUGUUAACUCCAGAGAGAGAGGAAGUGGGAUCCGGUCAGUGAGUUUCUAUGAGCACAUUGUGACAGUGGGCACCGGCCAAGGUUCUCUUCUGUUCUACGACAUCCGGGCUCAGAGGUUCCUGGAAAACCCUUUCAAUCCGAGCGGAGGGUAUCGGAAAUGUCCUGGAGAUGGGAUCCUCAAACUCACUACAGGAAAAGGCUGGCUGAAUCACGACGAAACGUGGAGGAGUUACUUCUCAGACAUUCAUUCCUUCCCCAACGCGGUGUACACCCACUGCUAUGACGACUCCGGCACCAAGCUGUUUGUAGCAGGCGGACCGCUCUGUUCCGGCCUGCACGGCAACUACGCAGGACUGUGGAGCUAGCCUCUCCUCCUGCUCCUCCAUCGCUCCCUCACUACGUCCUCGUCCAGAUCUUUGGUUAACCAGUCCCUCCAUCUCGCUCCCUCUUCUUCACCAGCGUCAACGUCUUUGGUAUCCCUCUCGAUCACUGAAUUGUUACACUGUUUUGCUCAACACGUGGACUCAGGAGCAUGAUCCUCCCCCCCACCCCACCGUAUCACUGCUUUCGAUAUUGUCGUCGUGUGUAUUUGUGUCCCCCAUCACACUAUCCUUUCUCUUCCACUUAUUCAUUUGCACCUUCCACCUCAAGCUAUUCAUUACUUUUUUAUAUAUAUAUAUAUAAAUGUAUAAAUGAUGAACAUUGAACAGAAUUUUUAAGAGCUGCGAAGUCUGCCACUAAGGAACUCGGAAGAGUUUUGAAAAACAUUAAGAAUAAAGUUACAUGUCUAUGUUCUCAUCAUUUAAAACACCUACAUCCAACCUGCAGGGAUUAGACUGUGGUCUUUUUGCUGGCUGGUUUUUGUACGUAAGGAUAGUGUUUACUGCUGCUUCCUCUGUGGUCAAUGACGGUGUGUUUGUGGAAAAACUUGAGGAAUUCUCUCCCAAACGUUUCUUUUCAUUCUCUCACUUAAACGGACAGCAAUAAAAAAAGAGAGGGAGAAGGACCGAAGUGACAGUUCAUUUUGAAGGACUGAACCGGAGCGGAGUUCGACGUUUGACAGAGUAUUUACUAGUUGGGACAGCCGGCAACAACAAUCACAAAGAACUUCUCUCUUCUCCCGUCAGAAGUAAAACAACGAAGCCAAUCAGAGUGGGACUUUGUGCUCAUCUUAUCCUCACAGAUGUAAAGGUUAAGGUUGAUAAAUGCGGUGUUGUUGUUCUGCUUUGAAUGAAUCGAAAACAAAAAGGAAGUGUAUUUUAUUUUUGUUUUUCUUUUGAAGUGUGUGAUUUGACAGGCAUAUCCCUGCUGAUAUUCUAAAUUGCUUUAUUUGUAUUUAUUUCCCCCCCACUUUUCUUGUCACUUUUAUUAGGCUGACCAGGAGUGUUUUGCUUCUUUUGAAAGAUGCGUUGUGUUUUUUUUUUGGGCAGUGACCUUUCCACAGACCGUUUUCAAAUCCCGAUCGGUUUUGACUCUGGCGUUAUAUAGAGUUUACCCCAAGAACUUAGGUUUUAGUCGCACCUUAUGAAUCGCCAAAUAUGGUGAUUAAUUUAUGGAAGGGACGCCCCUUGUCAUCCUGGGAGUCUGCCACAGGCAUCAACCAUCUGAUCAGAAGGAUGCAAGGAGAACUAAUGAGAAUUUUUUUGGACUCUAUAUUGGAGUUAAACGCUGCAGGCACAUACAGUACAUUCUUUUCCUCCUUUUGUACCAAGGAGCUAGUGAUUCUGCUCUUUGUUUGGUAGAGGCAGGGUAGGCUUGAGUUACGUUUUUGCCUUCCCCGAGUCUUUCUGUGAAAGACUGCCAUAGGUGAUCAUACUUUUCCUUUUCUACAUGGAACUUUUCUCCAGUUUUCACGAUAAUGACAGAUUGGGGGAAAAAAAAAGAAACCCAGAUGACGACCACGAAUUGAACAAAUAACCGACACUUUUAAAGUGUAUUUUAUAUAUAAAUGUGUAUAUGUAUGUGUAAAAUACAUAGGGACAAUUGCAUACAUUUUUAUGUAUAUGUCUGAGAAAGUGUGUGGAUUGAUCUGUUGGUGAUGCCCUGUUUCUUUUUUUUAUAUAUAUAUACACAUGCCUCAUGAAUGUUUUUACAAAUGACUGAACCUGAGGAUAUUGUAAAAAUAUUAACAUCUGGAGAAAAAAAAAAGCUAUUAAAUCUUUAAAAGGAGUAAAUAAUAAAGUAAAUGUAUAUUGA
This is a messenger RNA of Mugil cephalus (flathead mullet), 3625 nucleotides long. RefSeq names its product DDB1 and CUL4 associated factor 12 (gene dcaf12). Gene Ontology annotation, cellular component: Cul4-RING E3 ubiquitin ligase complex. The coding region runs from base 343 to 1794 and encodes 483 amino acids. Lineage: Eukaryota; Metazoa; Chordata; Actinopteri; Mugiliformes; Mugilidae. Gene Ontology annotation, molecular function: protein binding. The transcript is spliced from 9 exons. The record is from RefSeq and is a predicted model, not a curated record.